Molecule: messenger RNA, 3827 nt
Organism: Symphalangus syndactylus (siamang)
Lineage: Eukaryota; Metazoa; Chordata; Mammalia; Primates; Hylobatidae
Product: putative adhesion G protein-coupled receptor E4P
Biological process (GO): cell surface receptor signaling pathway; adenylate cyclase-activating G protein-coupled receptor signaling pathway
Cellular component (GO): plasma membrane
Molecular function (GO): G protein-coupled receptor activity; calcium ion binding
Source: RefSeq, a predicted model, not a curated record
AGUUGUGAGAAGCUACCAGACUAAGUGAGAGGCAAGGACUUUUCAUCUUUAGGGCACUCUGACCACGUCCUGCUUGAGAGAGACUGUUCCCAGCGUCUCAGUGCUAUGGGGAGCAGGUGCCUCCUGGUCCUGCUCUCAGGUCUCACUGUCUUACUGGCUCUGCCAGGAUCAGAAGCCAAGAAUUCUGGAGCUUCCUGUCCACCAUGCCCUAAAUAUGCCAACUGCCACAACAGCACCCACUGUACUUGUGAAGAUGGCUUUCAGGCCAGGUCUGGCAGGACAUACUUUCAUGAUUCCUCUGAGAAGUGUGAAGAUAUUAAUGAAUGUGAGACCGGGCUGGCAAAGUGCAAGUAUAAAGCAUAUUGUAGAAAUAAAAUUGGAGGUUACAUCUGUAGCUGUUUGGUAAAAUAUCCUAUCUUCAACGUGCUGGCUAGUAUUAUAGAUUAUGAUCAUCCAGAUUGUUAUGAGAACAGUCGAGGGACGACACAGUCAAACGUGGAUAUCUGGGAAAAUCUGAGAAGAAAUGGAAGCAGAGAGGACUUUGCAAGAAGGGCUACUCAACUAAUUCAAAGCGUGGAGUUGGGCAUCUGGAAUACGAGUUUUGCUUCUCCAGGAAAGGGUCAAAUUUCUGAAUUUGAUGUAGUCUAUGAAACCAAGAGGUGCAAUGAGACAAGGGAGAACGCUUUUCUGGAAGCUGGAAAUAACACCAUGGAUAUCAACUGUGCUGAUGCUUUAAAAGGAACCCUGAGAGAGAGCACUGCAGUUGCCCUUAUCACGUAUCAAUCUCUUGGGGGUAUUCUGAAUGCAUCCUUUUUUAGUAAAAGAAAAGGGAUGCAGGAAGUGAAACUGAACUCUCAUGUUGUGAGUGGCACCAUCGGUUUGAAGGAAAAAAUUUCCCUGUCUGAACCUGUGUUCCUGACUUUUCACCAUAAUCAGCCUGGUGACAAGAGAACAAAACACAUCUGUGUCUACUGGGAGGGACUGGAGGGAGGCAGCUGGUCCACGGAGGGCUGCUCUCAUGUGUACAGCAAUGGUUCUUAUACCAAAUGCAAGUGCUUCCAUCUGUCCAGCUUUGCCGUCCUCGUGGCUCUUGCCCCCAAGGAGGACCCUGUGCUGACCGUGAUCACCCAGGUGGGGCUGACCAUCUCUCUGCUGUGCCUCUUCCUGGCCAUCCUCACCUUCCUCCUGUGCCGGCCCAUCCAGAACACCAGCACCUCCCUCCAUCUACAGCUCUCCCUCUGCCUCUUCCUGGCCCACCUCCUGUUCCUGACGGGCAUCAACAGAACUGAGCCUGAGGUGCUGUGCUCCAUCAUUGCAGGGCUGCUGCACUUCCUCUACCUGGCUUGCUUCACCUGGAUGCUCCUGGAAGGGCUGCACCUCUUCCUCACCGUCAGGAACCUCAGGGUGGCCAACUACACCAGCACGGGCAGAUUCAAGAAGAGGUUCAUGUGCCCUGUAGGCUACGGGAUCCCAGCUGUAAUUAUUGUUGUGUCAGCAAUAGUUGGACCCCAGAAUUAUGGAACAUUUACUCACUGUUGGCUCAAGCUUGAUAAAGGAUUCAUCUGGAGCUUCAUGGGGCCAGUGGCAGUCAUUAUCUUGAUAAACCUGGUGUUCUACUUCCAAGUUCUGUGGAUUUUGAGAAGCAAACUUUCCUCCCUCAAUAAAGAAGUUUCCACCAUUCAGGACACCAGAGUCAUGACAUUUAAAGCCAUUGCUCAGCUAUUUAUCCUGGGCUGUUCUUGGGGCCUUGGUUUUUUUAUGGUUGAAGAAGUAGGGAAGACGAUUGGAUCAAUCAUUGCAUACUCAUUCACCAUCAUCAACACCCUUCAGGGAGUGUUGCUCUUUGUGGUACACUGUCUCCUUAAUCGCCAGGUUCGAAUGGAAUACAAAAAGUGGUUUAGUGGGAUGCGGAAAGGGGUAGAAACUGAAAGCACUGAGAUGUCUCGCUCUACUACCCAAACCAAAACGGAAGAAGUGGGGAAGUCCUCAGAAUUCUUUCAUAAAGGAGACACUGCAACAUUAUCUGCAGAUUCAACCAAGCAACGGCAGCCACAGGUUCAUCUCGUCUCUGCUGCUUGGCUAAACGUGAACUGACCUGGCAAAUGCCAUGGCAAUGACCCGGAAGUUACUGCACCUUUCCGUUUGUCUACAGCGCCCCUGUGGUCACACAUAGAUUGGACAAAUGCCACUAUUUCUAGCUUUCCUGUGAAAAGUCCAGGCUCAUUCACCUAUUUUGGCUUUUUAUGUUCAUAGAAAGAACAAGACAUUUGGGAGAAUUCUUAGAUCCAGAGUCCAGUAGUGUGGCACGUGCAAUGAAGUGUCCGAAGGAUGCAUUUUAAAGAUGGUGGGCGGGAGAAGUGGAUUUUCUUCUUGCAGCUACUGCCACCUUGCCAGAAACUCACUAACUGGCAUCUGGAUUCAGCUCAUAGUUCCCUUUCUGGCCUCUCUUGCUGUAUUUUAUGCUCCCAAAGAUCUUACAUUAACACUCCACAUUCACAUAAUUCAACAAUUUUCAUAUGGAUCAGUAUUAAAGAGGGUGUUGCAUUUUGCAAUACGAAAAUGCAUCAUCAUCCCAGCUUAGGGGUGUAUUGUCACUGCACAGGCUCUUUUGUCCGAGACACUGACAUUUCUCCAUUUUUUUUGCCUGAGACUUUUUUAUUUAUGUAUUUAUUUUUUUUUGAGACGGGGUUUUGCUCUGGUUACCCAGGCUGGAAUGCAGUGAUGUGAUCUCCCUUCACCGCAACCUCUGCUUCCCGAGUUCAAGAGAUUCUCCUGCCUCAGCCUCCCGAGCAGCUAGGAUUACAGGCGCCUGCCACCACGCCCGGCUCAUUUUUUGUAUUUUUAGUAGAGACAGGGUUUCACCAUGUUGGCCAGGUUGGUCUUGAACUCCUGAUCUCAGGUAAUCCACCUUCCUUGGCCUCCCAAAGUGCUAGGAUGACAGGUGUGAGCGACCGAGCCCGGCCUGCCUGAGACUUUUCGAGCCCACAUGUACACAUGGGUUAAAGAUCAUUUUGUUUUCUUAGUGUCCUCUUGAACAUGUCCCAGUACAAAUGUCUGGAAACAAAAAACGUGGGUCAUUCGGACUCAUUUUUUCGUUUUACCAUGUCUAAUUACUUUUACAAAGUUACCGGUUUUUAGGUAUGUUUUUCAGCACAUUAAUAAAUGUGUGGAUGAUUGUUAUGACAGAAUAGCUCCAAAAAGAUUUUAAAUGCUAAUGACUGUCAAUGUUAUAAUAGGCAAGAGCCAUCAUCAUUUAUUUGAAGAAAUUUCAAACCAGGCGCGGUGGCUCAUGCCUGUAAUCUCAGCACUUCGGGAGGCUGAGGUAGGAGGACUGUUUGAGGCCAGGAGUUUGAGACGCCCUGGAAAACAUUGUGAGACCCCAUAUCUACAAAAAAUUUACAAAAUUAGCUAAGCAUAGUGGUACAUUCCUGUAGUCCCCGCUACACAGGAGGCUGAGGCACUAGGGUUGCUUGAGCCCCAGGAAUUCGAGGCUGUAGUGAGCAAUGAUUGCACCACUGCACUUCAGCCUGGGAGGCCGUGGUACUCUGUCUCAAAAAAAAAAAACAAAAUGAAAAUCAUGUGAGGUCUUCUGGGGUUGUAGACAAAGGGUUGAGGACUUUUCUGCUUAAUUAACGCAAAUGUCUCCUCCAUAGAUAUAAACAGAAUAGUGUACAUCCACUCCACCUGCUGGCUUUGAAGUUAUGUGAUUCCUUUGGAAAAGGGAAAAUGAAGGGAUAUUCACAUGGUUGCAAAAUGUGUGCAUGCAGCGCAACUUUUUGUUUUGCAUAAUUUCAAAUGUACACGAAUAAAGGCUGCGUAAAAUGCAA